Colossoma macropomum (tambaqui) is the source of this 828-nucleotide messenger RNA. RefSeq names its product endonuclease domain-containing 1 protein-like. Gene Ontology annotation, molecular function: metal ion binding; nucleic acid binding; hydrolase activity. Bases 115 to 828 code for a protein of 237 amino acids. The record is from RefSeq and is a predicted model, not a curated record. NCBI's taxonomy places the organism in Eukaryota, Metazoa, Chordata, Actinopteri, Characiformes, Serrasalmidae. The transcript is spliced from 4 exons.
CCAGCACUCUUUGGUAAGACCUCUGCAUCAGUUCCAGCACUGACAGAAAGUGGAUCAGUUUUGUCCCUGCAGUAGAUUCUGUUCCUCAUCACGUCCCUCUUCCUGAGGUCCACCAUGAACCUCCUCACUCCGGUGCUGCUUCUGCUGGCUCUCUCUGGAUGUUCCAGUGAAGUCGUACCUGAUUUUACUCAGCAGUGUCGUGCAUUCUUUGUUAACCCAGCAGGAACCGUGUCUCCUCCGACUGUAUUUCCAGGAAAUAAUUACAAACAGAUCUGCCAAAUUCGAGUGAACACAUACGAAUACGCAACACUGUAUGACACAGCAAACAGGAUCCCCGUCUACUCAGCCUACAAGUUUGACGGGAUAAAGCAUUGUGUAAGAAACGGCAGCUGGUAUAUUGAACCUCAGCUUGAAGGCCAACAUUAUGGCCCAAAGAUGGCAUCUGAAAGCAGUGUGACCCAGAUAAAUAAUCAAGCUGUCAAUGAAGACUACACUGGGACGAGCACUCAUCACUUUGUAAAAGGACAUCUGGCUCCAGUCCUCCACGCCACAUCACAGAGCUGCUCUGAUGCCACGUUCACCCUCACCAACGCCGCUCCACAGAACGAUAAAUUUAACAACGGAGAAUGGAAGAGAACAGAGAACGCCGUGGCUAAAGCUCUGGGGGAGAAGUGCACAUGCACAGAUAUAACUGUCACGCCUCUCUCCAGCCUGGCUGAAACUACAGCCAACGCGGCUGCUCCGGACUACAGUUCCCAGAACCCCUCCUUUCAUCACAUGACUCGGGACUCUAACCGAUCAACCUAUCAACGCUUUCUGGACUUCUAA